Messenger RNA from Pneumocystis murina B123, 1062 nucleotides. RefSeq lists its product as hypothetical. Bases 1 to 1062 code for a protein of 353 amino acids. The transcript is spliced from 7 exons. Gene Ontology annotation, cellular component: nucleus; Ctf18 RFC-like complex; chromatin. The record is from RefSeq and is a predicted model, not a curated record. Lineage: Eukaryota; Fungi; Ascomycota; Pneumocystomycetes; Pneumocystales; Pneumocystaceae. Gene Ontology annotation, biological process: maintenance of mitotic sister chromatid cohesion; mitotic sister chromatid cohesion.
AUGUCAGAAGAAAAUAUUGAAUUGAGAUAUCUUAAAGAAGAAGAUGAGGAUAUAUCUGAUAAAAUAAUGCUUAUGGAAAUACCUGAAGAUAUCUAUGAGUUUUUGAUGGCGAAAAAAACGGGAUAUUUAACGCUUAAAUCAGGUUAUGAUCGCAAUAAUACUGUUCUCUGUACAUCCUCAAAGACAUAUCUUCUGCGUAAUGUUACUCAGACUAAUUCUUUGCUUCUUUUUCAGAAAGAAAAUGAUGGGUUUUCUCUAUUAAAAGAUGCAAAAUCUUAUCUGGAGAUUGUAUCGACACCUGUUCGCAUUAAUCUUAAUCAUUUAGCAUAUGUGUAUGAUGGAUAUAACUUAGAUGUCCCAGAUAGUACGCAACUUUAUACACAUUUUCAAGUCAAAAGAAGAAUCCCUGCUAGCGAUGAAGAAAUUGAGAAUGCAUUUGUUCAUUCUAUGUGUUUAUUUAUUAAUGGGUAUUUGAGGCAACUAAGUUUUGAUUAUGCAUUUCAUAUACUUCAAUUGAUUUUGGCAUAUGUGCAAGAAGAAGAUAUUCCUUUAGAUGCUUUAAAAUUUGAUUCGCUUAUGUUAAACAUUGGUUCAGAUGAACGAGAGGAUGUUGUGGAGUUAGUUUUGCGUCGAUUUUCUAAAAGCAAAACAGAACCAUAUGCCAUUGAUGGUCGUUCUAUUGCUCAAUGGAUUGGUAUUCAUUUGUUAUCUAGACAUAAAAGUGCUCCUAUUUCUUCUGAAAAAUUCAUUGAAAAGUGGAAAUCUACUAUUCCAGAACCUUUUGCUGUUCAUGUAGAGUUGUCAUUAUUAGAAGGUCAGUAUCUUGUAAUAGAACCAUCUACGAUUCAAUAUUUUCCUGAAGAUACAUUGCCUAUGGAUCCUGCUAUGCGAUUUCGAGAAUUAUUUCUGAUUCGGCCUAAAUGGAAUUUAUCUGACAUUCUACCUUACAUACGUGGGCUUGCAACAGAUGAAACAAAAGUAGAUGCACUACUUCGAAAAUUUACAAGAAAGCAGACUUUAAGUCAACAGACAAUUGUAACUACAAGAAACACAUGGAGAUAA